This is a messenger RNA of Humulus lupulus (European hop), 1425 nucleotides long. RefSeq names its product plant cysteine oxidase 2-like. Gene Ontology annotation, molecular function: oxidoreductase activity, acting on single donors with incorporation of molecular oxygen, incorporation of two atoms of oxygen. The coding region runs from base 149 to 1090 and encodes 313 amino acids. The transcript has 5 exons. Lineage: Eukaryota; Viridiplantae; Streptophyta; Magnoliopsida; Rosales; Cannabaceae. The record is from RefSeq and is a predicted model, not a curated record.
UAUAAAUAUGUCAUCUCCCAUUCCCCACCUUCCUCCACCACUGUUUCUCUCAAACCCAAAAAAAAGACUGUUUCUUUCUUUCUUUUACCAAAUACCCAGAAUUUCUUUUCAUCAAAUCUCAUCUGGGUCGGUUCUAAAUUGACCAAAAAUGGAGGUUAAACAAGGGAGGGGUGAGGUUCUUAGGCCUAUGGUUAGGCAUGUGAGCAGAGUUGGAUAUGUGAAAAAGGGGAUUGUCAAGAGGAAAAAUGGGCGUCUGAAGAGGCACAUGAACACACCAAAUUGCUGCCCAGAGGUUCCCAUGGCUACUCUUCUUCAGGAAUUGUUUCUUUCUUGUUGUGAAGUUUUUAAAGGACCAAACACUAUUCCUUUGCCUUGUGAUGUUACCAAGCUCUGUCAAAUCAUUGAUAAAAUGAAAGCAGAAGAUGUUGGCCUUAGUAGUGAUAUACAUUUUUUCAAUCCUACCGAUGCAGUCAAAGGGACACCUCAAAGAGUCACAUACACAACAAUAUACCAAUGCAAUAAUUUUUCUAUAUGUAUAUUCUUCAUACCAACAAAUGGUGUCAUUCCUCUACACAACCAUCCCGGAAUGACAGUGUUCUCCAAGCUCCUGCUGGGGAACACGCACAUAAAAUCGUACGACUGGGUCGAUCAGGCUAGCGAUAAUGAGGACAUUAUUGUUCCAUCUUCGUCUCGAUUUCGGUUGGCAAAGUUGAAAGCGAAUAGCGUGUUCAGAGCGCCAUGCAAUACGUCCGUGUUGUACCCUACAACAGGAGGGAACAUCCACGAGUUUCGAGCCAUAACACCUUGUGCUGUUCUUGAUGUGAUCGGCCCUCCCUAUUCGAAAGAAGACGGUCGAGAUUGCUCCUAUUACAAAGACCAUCCUUAUUCUUCCUAUUCCACAAAUGGAGAGAAUAGUAGUAAUAAGGUGGUGGAGAAGGAGGUAGAGACUAGUGGUUAUGCAUGGUUGGAAGAGAUUGAGAUGGCAGAGGAGUGUGAGAUGGAUGUGAUCGAGUACAUGGGUCCUCAGAUUAUGGACAACAAAUUCAGAAGACGAGUACUAGCUGCUAGAAGAAUUAUGUGCAACUACUAAAAACACUUGUGUAAUAUUUCUAAUGUAGUAAAGUAAGAGUAAUGAUAUGUUGACAAAAAAUAUGUACCCAAACAUUACACAUAGUGAUUUGUUACUGAUUUUUAAAAUAGUGGGUUCCAGUUUUGAUAAAGAGUAAUGAUAUAUGCACUCAAAAUAUACACACAAAUAUUAUAUACAGUGAUAUGGCAGUUUAGCCUAACCAAUCACAUUUAUUAAAACUGAGAUCUAUUUUAAAACACAGGAACACGUCAUUGUGUAUAAUGUUUGGAUGUAUAUUUUGAGUGUACAUAUUAUUACUCUUUGAUAAAUAUGAUUGACUAGGUUAAAUUUACACA